AUCUGGGGCAGUUUUUGCAAUGACUUCUCAACGGGAACACAGUGGACACUCACCCAGACUGGACGCUGUGAUUCAGAGGUUGGAGGCGUCUCUGCUUCAUUCUGAUGGCAGCUCAGGAGACAGGAGUCUGACACUUCAGGGUGAAGGACAAGAAUCCAGUGCCACACCUGUGCCUAUCUCCACUCGAAUACAUCAGAUCAUCACCCGCAACCUGGCUGAGCAGCCAGCUGGUGGAAGCUCUGAGGUCAGCGAACUGGAGGAGUGCAGGGCCCCUAGGGAGCAGCCGUCCCCAAGCCAGAUGGACUGUGACCAGCUGCUUGUUAAACACACCACUCUCACAGAGAAGAUGGAUGAGAUGCUGAUGCUGCAGUCAGCUGUGGACUCUGAUCAGUACUGUGCACCACCAGGAUCCAUCCAGCUGGAGAACAGGGAGAAGGCCUACAGUCAAAAACUGCAUGCCUACCAGGAUGCCCAGAGGAGACAAGCCCAACUUGUUCAGAAGCUGCAGAACAAGCUACUUCAUUACAAGAAGAGAUGUGGAGAACUAGAGGAGCAGGUGCUGGAGAAGACUUCAGAGACCGAAAAGAUGAGAUUGUUGCUGCAGGCCCACGUGGACUCAGCUGAGCGUCAGAGGAGUGUUGAAAAGGAUCUGAACGCUGCUGUCCAGAAAACAUCUGCUAAGCUGCAGGAGGAGCAGAGGAGGUGUUCCAGCCUCGGCCAAGUGAAUUCUGUACUAAGAGAACAACUGGACCAGGCAGACACUGUCAACAAGGAGCUAACUGAGAGCUUAUGGAAGGCCUGUGAAGAUGUAGAGUUGUGCGAUACUCGUCUUCGCAGAGAGCAAAAGAUGUGCGCCUCCCGGUCGAGUCGCGAACAGGCUCGUGUCAGAGCGCUGUGGCGCCAGGCUGCCUCCCUCAGGAGCAUUUUCACCCAGCUAAGGACUUUCACUGACAGAACUCUGUCUGAUAUGCGUGGCGAGUGUGUUGCCAUGAGCCAGAAACUACAGCUUGCAUGCAUCAACCUAGACGCCAGAGUGACAGAAGAAAAUGCCUGUGGUGGUGUGGAGAUGCAGCUGAAAGAUAAGCUGAAAGAGACCAUGCAGCUUCAGGCUCGCUGGGAUACAGAGAAAGUAGAGCUUAACUCCAGGAUCCAGGACUUGACUGAUACAUUGAAGCACCUCCAGAGCCAGAACACUGAGAAGAAUGCCAGCCUCAAAGCCAUGCAGAUCAGUCUGGACAGGAUGGAGACGAGGAGAGCAGAGGAUAAAAGUGAGAUGGAAAUACUCCACGCAGAGAUCCAAGCCCUCCAAAACAUUUUACACCAUAUUCACCAGUUGGUCAGUGAGGACGAGAGCUUUGAAAUGCUGUCAUCCUCUCAUCUCCAUGGCCAGUCUCCACUAAGCAACACCACCCUGAUGGCUGUACAGAAAGCACUCUCAAAGCAUCAGAAACAGGAGCUAUGUGCACGUUUGGAAGCAGCUCUGGAGCAAGUGGACACUUUGCAUGAUCAUUUACAGGAGAGGGAUGCUGAGAGGAUAAAGGUGGAGAAGAUGAUGCAGGAAGUACGGAGAGAAAGUCAGGAGGCUAAAAAAGCUUUGGAGGAAAGCCUCAAAGACAGCAGCAGAUAUCGUUGUUUACUGGAGCUCCUGUCCAGUGAGAAGGGCAGCCUGGAGAAGCAGCUUCCAGGACUGCAGCAGGAGGUAGACUCCCAGCGUGUGGAGCUGGAGGCACUGCGGAGCUCGUCACUGGACCUGCAGAGACAGCGGGACCUCCUGAGGCAGCAGAGGGAGGACUUAGAGAUGCAGCUGGCACGCCAGCACACAGAAGCUCAAAGAGGGGAGAGGAGUCUGCAGGAGCUUGAAGGGAAGCACUCAGAUCUGCGUAAUGAACUUACUACAGUGAAGGAGGCUCGGAGUCAAAUCACUCUGCAGAAGGAGGUGUUGGAGGAUGACAAGGCCAGCCUUGCUCUGGCUCUGAACAAGAUGGAGUCCCAGAGUGCUGCACAAGAGUGUGCUCUAAACAAACUGCAGAGUCAGGAGGCUGCUCUAAAAGAUUCUCUCGCCAAAAUGGCUGCCCUUAGUGAAGGCUUAGCUAAAGACAAGGUUGAACUCAAUCGCAUUCUGCUGCAGACAGAAGGUGAGAAAGCAGAACUUUGUGAACGUAGACGGGAAGCUGAAGCAGAGCGAGCAGCAACCAGAGAGGAAGCAGUUCGGGCACAAAAAGAGAUGAUGAAUCUCCUUGCUGAGAAACAAGCCCUGGAGAGCUCACACGUUCAGUUACAAGACCUCUGCCAGAGGCUUGAAGCAGAGCUGAGCCUUCUCCAGAAAGAGAGAGCUGAGGGCCUGGAGAAACACUGGCAGGUCAAAAGUCAGAUGCAGACUCUGACUGAGGAGCUGUGUGCGUGCAGGAAGGAGCUUGAGGCAAAGACCACAUCCAUAAAGAGAGCAACCCAUGACAUGGAGGAGCUGGCCAAGGACAAAGCAGCUCUGCAUGUCAAGCUAAACUCUGCUGAGCGAAAGGCCUCUGGUCUCACGCAGGAGCUGGUUAAACUGAGAGCAGAGAAAGAGUCUCUGGAGACGUCUCUGUUUGAGAGCCAGGAGCUUUCUGCUUCCCUGGAGGCUGAAUGCACCAGGUUGGAGGGUGAGAGGCGCAGCCUGAAUCUGGCUAACGAGACCUUGACGCGCGAUGCUGCUCAGAUUCGUGUGGAUUCUGAACAACAAAUUGCACAGAUUACACAGCAGCAGCAUGAGUUGGAGGAGAAGCUGGUGAAAGUGGAGAAGAAUGCCCAGAUGACACUGAACAAAAGAGAGCAAAUUCACAGAGAGCAGCUAGAAGCUGAACGUCAGCUAAAGGAGCAGCAGUAUGAAGAGCUGAUGGUUCAGCAGCAGCAGGCUGAAGAGCAGCUGCGCAGACAGUGUGAAGAGAUGCGUGUGCACAACCAGAAGGAGCAGCAGCAGGUGCAGCAGGAACUGGCCAGGCUGCAGAAGGAGUUCAACCAAAGCCUGCUGCAAGCUGAGAGUGAAAAGCAGCAGGCUUUGUCUCAGAAGGAGGCAGAGAAAGCUGCCCUCACAGGAAAGUUUUCAUCCCUGCGGCAGGAUCUGGCCACAGCACACAUAGAGAUGGAACGCAUGCAGAGGGAGGCACUCAGUAAACAGGAACAGGACGAGAAUGUCAUGACUGUCCUCAAAUCUGAGCUGCAGGACUUGCAGACUCAGUUUGAAGAGUCUCUGAACUCCCAUCAGAGUGACAAAAAAAGUCUCCUGGAGCAGGUCAGAGAGCUGAACCAGCAGAAAGAACAGGACAAGCAGGAGUUAGAUGGGCUUCGUCAGCGGCUGCCAGAGACAGAGGAUAGACUCAUUAAAGGGCAAAGAGAUCUGAUCGAGGCUCACAGAGAACUUCAGAGCUGUGCAGAGGAGCGAGACAAGCUACAAAAGGAAGCGCUGGACCUAAAACACCACCUGGGUAAUGAAAUGAAAGAAAAAGAGGCUAUCCAAGUUUCUAACCAGGAGCUUAGAGCUUUUAUCAAAAGAACAGAGAGUGACAACAGCAGCCUAAGACGAGCUCUGGAGGAGAAAGAACAGAAACUGUCCGUCUUGGAGGAAUGUAAUAGCUCAAUGCACCACGAGGCAGCCACUCUGAGAAGCAGCAUGAGAGAGCUGGAGAAGUCUCGUCUGCAGGGACGCAGAGAGCUGCAAGAGCUGCGUCGACAGGUAAAGGUCCUGGGAGGCGAGAACAGCCGGCAGAAACAGGAACUGCUUGAGCUGCAGGCUCGGGUAUGUCAGGAGGAGCAGAAGGAGGAGGAGGCACGUUGCGAGGCUUUCACUCUCGGGCAGAGAUUGCUGGAGUGUGAGACUGGCAAGGAAUCAGCGCUAAAUGAGGUUGCAAGGCUGCAGUGUCGUAUGAGGGAACUGGAAACAUCCGAUCAGCAGAGCCAACUACUGCUGCAGGAAAAAACAGCUUACCAGCAGCAGAGUGACCAGAGGCACAGAGAAACCACUACUCAGCUGGAGGUAGCGUUAGAGGACUCCAGGACCAAAGUCAAGGAGCUCUCUGUGCAGGCUGGGCUUGCAGAAAACAAGGCCCAAAGUCUGGAAGAGCAGCUGAGUCUGAGUGAGACCAAAUACAGGAGCCUGGAGCAGCAGCUGUCAGGACUGUACUCGGCCCUGCACCGCACUGUUGGUGUCAACUGUACACAGAUUUCUGAUAAACCUGGGUCACAAAAACUGUCCCUGCCUCCCUGGAGAAGACACCUGUAUGUGAAAGGGGGAGAGAGUGUAACAGAGGAUGAGGAGUUGGAAUCCGUUAACAUAGUCCUACAGGAAUUCCAGCAGGAACUCAGGGAUGCACAAAAAGAAAGGGAUGAGGCUAAGGCUCAGAUAGCCAGCCUGACUCAACAAGUAACUGAACUCAAAUGCUGCCAAGAGAAGUCAGCCACCCAGCUGCUACUGCUGCAGAGAUCUUUUAAACAGUCAGAGGAGGAAAAACGAGAACUGAAAGGACAUUUGCACAAGGUGAACACUUCCCUUACUCUGCAGAAAGAAGUGGUACAUCGUACAGAGCGGGACAAGAAAAACCUUGAGACAGAAGUGGCCCGGCUCAAGACUGGCUUGCAUGCUGCUCAGACUGAGUCCAGGGAACUACAGGACAACUUGAAGAUCUUUCAGGGUUUAGACUCGUGUGCACAUGCAGAACAGCAGAAGCUCAAAGAGUCUCUGGUGGCAGCAGAAAGCAGAGUGAAUCUACUCGAGCUCUCCCAAUGUACCCUCGAAGGUGAGCUGCAGAGGGCCCAUCUGAGAGCAGCAGAGCUGGAAGUGGAAGCCGGGGCUCUGCAGGAGAGACUGAAAGACAUGAGGAUGAAAUUGUGUGAGAGUGAAGACCGAUGUGCAGCACUAAGGGUCAGCGAGGAGAGGCUGGUCACGUCUCUGUCUCGAGCUGAGCAGCAUGAAAACCAGCUGAGAGGGCAGGUUCAGGAACUUUCAAACACCCUCAGUUACAACAGGACCAACACUGAAGCUCUGCAGGAGCAAACAACACGGCUGCAGGCGGCUCUAAGCGCCAGCGAGCAGGACCGGAGACUGCUGCAGGAACGUCUGGAUAAAACACGAGAUGCUCUCUCAGAGAGUAAAAGCCGGAACCACACACUGACAGAGCAGACCCAGAACAUUCAAAAAGCCCAAGAGGACUCAAAGCUGAAAAUCUCUAAUCUGGAGAAACAAAACAGGACACUGAAGCAGAGCUUGAAGCAACAGCAGGAGGCUGAGUUGGAAGCUUCCCAGCAGCUGCAGAGAGAGAAGGAGGAACUGCAAAAAAAUCUCACCAAUCUGCAGAGCUCCUUGCAAAAGCUUCAGAAUGAGAGGGCAGAGAUGGAGAAGGCCCUGGCACACCUCAGCAAAGAUAAAUCUGCUCUUAGAAGGACACUGGAGAAGGUGGAGAUGGAGAGGCUGAAGAAGGAGGAGGAGGCAGCGUCUGUUGCCAGAGAAAGAGUGCAGUUGGAGCAGGAGCUGGCUGAAAAGCAGGACCAGCUGCAGACUCUGCAGGCUCAAAUCUCCCAGUUGGAACACUCUCAUGCCCAGCGCCUCCUGGAGGUGACUGCUCGUCAUCACCAUGAGUUGGAUUUGGAGACAGAUCGUCUCAGGGACAGUCAGCUCCAAGCAGAAUGGGCCUUGGAGAGCAGGGAGAGGGCUCAUCGUCAGAGGGUCAAAUGCCUGGAGGAGCAGGUGGAGACUCUCAAAGAGCAGCUUGAUCAGGAGACCAGAAGACGACAGACCUAUUUCAGUCAGAUGCUGCAGCCUGGUGUGUAGGCAGUGUAGAAUGUGGCACAUCUGUCUUCUGACUUUGCUGCUCUCCAGGCAGCUUCCCAGUAAACUGUAUGUUUCAAGCUACAUCCUCACUUUGGAGGCACACAAACGCACUCCCAGGGCGUUCGCAACACCACGUACAAAGGAUUAGAUUAAUCUGCUGGAAACUCAACAACAACAAACAAUGAGUGUUUUGUUAAUAAAUGAGCUGGAUGUGCCAAAUUGUUUUUAGGAUUUCCUGUAGCUCACUAUUGUUUCUGUCGGAUUCUGCUGCAUUGCUUCUAGAGAACAGUGAUGAAAAGUUUUAUAGACUUAUUAGACUUAUUAGUCAUAUUACUCGUGUCUUAGCUUUAUAUUGUGAAUCCUAAUGAGAAUAUAAGAAUACUUACAGAUAUUUAGAUGAAUCAUUGAAUGAUUAUGGAAUUCUCCGGUGGAGUUUUAUUAUGAGUUAUGUUGAUUGUGACAGUGUGUACAAAAUGUCUAACCAUGUUCAAUAA
Molecule: messenger RNA, 6294 nt
Organism: Melanotaenia boesemani (Boeseman's rainbowfish)
Lineage: Eukaryota; Metazoa; Chordata; Actinopteri; Atheriniformes; Melanotaeniidae
Gene: crocc2
Product: ciliary rootlet coiled-coil, rootletin family member 2
Exons: 36
Coding region: 20-5800 (1926 amino acids)
Source: RefSeq, a predicted model, not a curated record